Messenger RNA from Copidosoma floridanum, 2516 nucleotides. RefSeq names its product endothelin-converting enzyme 1-like. Gene Ontology annotation, biological process: protein processing. NCBI's taxonomy places the organism in Eukaryota, Metazoa, Arthropoda, Insecta, Hymenoptera, Encyrtidae. Gene Ontology annotation, cellular component: plasma membrane. The record is from RefSeq and is a predicted model, not a curated record. Gene Ontology annotation, molecular function: metalloendopeptidase activity.
CUGUCCUUGACACAACUCCCAUGUACACAUAGAUUUAUCAAAUGUCGUCCAAUUAAGUUUGGAGUCAACGAUAAAUAACAUACGUUUCCUAAAAUGAGAAGAAAGAACGUUCGCUUGUCAUGGCAUAGUAGUGAGUUUAGUUCCUUUCUCCGAGCAACAUGAAUGAAGCAAUGUUACGUCAACUGCUCUGGAUAGGCAUUAUUGUCGCCUCGGCCAGUUCCACGACAGGUUACGUUGCACACCCCGAUUUCGACCAAUGCGAUCGACCUCAGUGCCAUGUCGUUGAUGACAUUUUCAUGCGGAACAUAAGGCCCCAUGUCGAGCCGUGCCAAGACUUUUUCGGAUACUCUUGCGGAAGAAAUGAUUCUCGUCGCUUGUCGUACUUAUCGUUCAUAUCGAACGAAGCUUACAACGCGGAUGAAUCGACGAUUCAAGACUUGGAGGAGAUACUCGUGAGCCUGGACGAACAGGAUCGUACGAUAGAUGCUUUGAAAAUUGAGAAAGAAAUUUACCAAAAGUGUCACGAUGUGGGAGUGUACACGGAAGAGGCGAAAGAACAGUACAAGAAACUGUUGAGGAAAAAUAUUGGCCAACUUGAUCAAAACGAGCAGUGGUGGAACGUGGACAAAAAAUACGCAAUGGAAGGCCUUGGAUUUGCCUUUUUCGACAUCGACAUCGUCCAGCGUGAAAGCACUUACAACAGAGAACCAAAGCGCUACAUUCUAAUUAGUCCACCGACGGAUAGUGUCAUCGAUAUGAACGACUUGCUGAUGUCGAGAUACAUGGACAAACUACGAUACAACCCGAACAGAGAUUCGUACUCUAGCUACAGCACGAAUGUUAAUAUCGAUAAUAGUAACGAUUACGCCACUGAAAGUAAGAACUUGGAGCUGAAAAAGUUUAUAAAUGAGUUCAACAAGAUUUUGCCCUACGAAAAGUUUGACGACGUACUGUUCAGAGACGACAUUUCACCCAAACCAAUAACACUAUUAGAGUGGCAAAGAAAGUGGAGUGAAGUUGCUUUGCAUCACGCGCAUUGCAAACUAAACUGGCGAAACAUACUCGACAGUUUGUUCAGCAAAAUAGACCGACGAAUAUACGAAGACGAGCAGAUCAUAUUGGUCGACGAACAAUACUUCUACCGAUUGAUCGAACUUCUUCGGCAAUCGUCUAGCAUGAAUACAAUUGUGGAUUACAUAAAUUUGAGAUUCGUUUCCAAGACGAUUGGGUCGGUCGUCGAGGAGUACAAAGAAAAGUACUCGAUCGUACCUCCGAUAAAAGGGCUAAUUUGUACGCCGGGUUUACUGGUUGGCGCUGCCCACGUUUACGCGAAACAAUUUUUCCCGCGCGAUAACAAGGAAACCGUGGAGGGAAUAUUCAGCGCAGUCAAGGCGGUAAUCGAAAAGCAGUUGGGGAGCGACAAUUACAAUGUGCAAGCGACGUCGGAUGCGACGAAAAAUUUCCUGAGGCAACUGAGCAGCUCCAACGUGCUGAUCGGCUAUCCCGAUUGGCUGUACAGCGAGAGAUUCGUUAAGAACUUUUACGGAAGUCGCAUUGCCAUCAGCGAAAUAUACUACGUCAAUCAGUUGAGGCUGAUGGAAGUCUUGUUGAAGCACAAGUUGAGAGCUUACAUGGACAUGAAUUUGUCACUAACCGACAUGAAACUCUUUUUCAAAUCGUUUACGGACGAAAGAAUCAGUUUUUCCAAGUAUCUCAAUCAAAUCAUUUUACCGGUAAGAGCUUUCAGCGAGAACAACUUUAAAUUUUUGAGCACGCAGCUGUACGAGCCAAUUAAUUAUGGAGCCGCUGGGACGGUAAUCGCUUCGGAACUGUACUCGGUGUGGUUGAGAAGGAUUGCGUACGAUCAAAAUGCGACACAGUGUGUCCGACAUCAGCUGCCGGCGCAUACCGAUGAAAUCGGGACAAACGAAUACCUUUUGAAAGCAGUUGCACACCUACUCGGCUUGAAAGCUGCAUUUGAGGCUUGGCCGUCGAAAGACUCUUACCCGAUCCAGUUCCCGAAAUUCGGCGCAGUCACGGAUUACCGGCUCUUCUUUCAUUCGUUUGCCGAGUCACUUUGUGUUGCUAAAGAACAUAAAGGCGAGCUGUUCCAACCCUACGAGUUUAUAAACUUUGCGGUGUCGAACAUGGCAGAGUUUUCGGAGGCCUUCAAGUGUUACAAGAAUCACAGGAUGAAUAGGCACACAAAGUGCGAUCCAUUGAAAUAUUGAUCAUUGUAAUUUGUAUUUUGUAUUUAUAUUUAUAUAAGUUUACCACAUCUUGCGAGUGUAUUAACUCGAGAUCGUACCUAUGCAUGUGAAGCCGUGUACUAUAUACAUACUGAUGGGUAUCUCAAUAUCAUUUUUGUAACUUAUUGCAUCGCUCCAGCCAAUACCUAAAUCUAAGGAAAAUUUUAAUACAUUAAUUUUACUUGUAACAUUAUGAUCUAAGUCACGAAUGUUUUUGUAGAAAUCUUACUUUUAUGUAAUUAUUUAAAUAUACUCUUAAACAAAUGU